This is a messenger RNA of Ostrea edulis (European flat oyster), 3499 nucleotides long. RefSeq names its product general transcription and DNA repair factor IIH helicase subunit XPB-like. NCBI's taxonomy places the organism in Eukaryota, Metazoa, Mollusca, Bivalvia, Ostreida, Ostreidae. Gene Ontology annotation, cellular component: transcription factor TFIIH holo complex; nucleotide-excision repair factor 3 complex; transcription preinitiation complex. Bases 482 to 2821 code for a protein of 779 amino acids. The transcript is spliced from 21 exons. The record is from RefSeq and is a predicted model, not a curated record. Gene Ontology annotation, biological process: transcription initiation at RNA polymerase II promoter; nucleotide-excision repair. Gene Ontology annotation, molecular function: DNA binding; 3'-5' DNA helicase activity; hydrolase activity.
CGAGUGCGCGGAGCUAUGUAAAAUACUUGUAUUUACAACACAGUACUAGGUUUGAGUAGGCGACAUUUCAAGUUUAAAAAUUUAUACUUAUUAUCAUUGUUUUUUGUUUUUGUUUUUUUUAAUUGUGUGGAUCAAUUUGGACAUAAAGAAUGUUCCCGAGAAGUAUGAAGUAAUUCUGUUCGCCGAUUUUAAUAUUAUCUAUAAAACAUCGCAAUCCGGGACCAUCGGGGGUCGGCAGUACUAGAUUUACCGCUCACCGUGCCGGACUACAUUUACACCCACCCACGUACUACAUUUACCGCUUGCCAUAAACACCGCGGACUCAUAGAAGCUUGAGAAACCUGCUGACGGUGAAAGAAUAGAGGGCCAACAGAAUACCAAUAACUUAUUCACAUAGCGUAACCAGUGGAAGAUGAAAUGAAACAAUAUUGUUUAUUCCUAAGGAUGAGCCAAGCUUUGUCCAUGUGAUAGACGAGAGACAAUGGGGAAAAAAGACAAGAAAGAUCGAGAAGAAAGAAAAGCCAAGAAGUCAAAGUUAGAGUAUGAAGAAUAUGCAGAAGAGGAGUCAGUGGAAGCCGAGCCAUCAAAAGGUGAAGUUCCAGAUGCAGCCACUCGAUCAGUUGAUGAUGCAGGGAAAGAGGAUGAGUUUGGGGCGAAAGACUACAGACCGGAACUAGCUCUCAAAGCUGACCACAGCUCAAGGCCACUGUUUGUGGCUCCCAAUGGACACAUAUUUCUGGAGUCUUUUUCACCAGUUUACAGACAUGCACACGACUUCUUGAUCGCCAUCUCAGAGCCCGUGUGUCGCCCGGAGUUUGUACAGGAGUACAAGCUGACAGCUUACUCCCUCUACGCUGCUGUCUCAGUUGGCUUGGAAACCAAUGACAUCAUAGAAUAUUUAAGGCGACUCUGUAAAACAACUCUACCCAAAGGGAUAGAGGAGUUCAUCAAGCUAUGUACCCUGAGUUAUGGGAAGGUGAAACUGGUGCUUAAACACAACAAAUACUACGUGGAAAGUCAACACCCGGAUGUGAUCCAGAUAUUGCUGAAGGACCCUGUGAUACAAGAGUGUAGAUUUCGCUCCGAUGACACCGACCUACUUACAGGCCAGGUGUCCUCUAAAUCUGCCCUUCAGCUGGCCAAGCCAGGACCCAGUACGUCAGCUGAAGGGGAGGACAGACAGGAAGAGGCGACUGGAGAGGAAGUGCCGGACGAUAUCUAUGCUUACUAUGAUAAAAUGGACAAAGAAGAAGAUGAGGAAGAGGAUACCAAAACCGUGUCAUUUGAGGUCAAGCAAGAGAAGAUCGAGGUCAUACAGAAAAGAUGUAUAGAGCUGGAAUAUCCGCUGUUGGCAGAAUAUGACUUCAAGAAUGAUACAGUCAAUCCCGACAUCAACAUAGAUCUGAAGCCGUCUACGAUCUUACGACCAUACCAGGAGAAGAGUCUCAGGAAGAUGUUCGGAAACGGUCGAGCUCGGUCCGGUGUCAUCGUAUUGCCCUGUGGUGCCGGAAAGACUUUGGUGGGUGUGACAGCGGCGUGUACUGUCAGGAAGAGGACGAUUUGUCUAGCCACAUCAGGGGUCGCUGUAGAGCAGUGGAAACAACAGUUUAAGUUGUGGUCCACAGCAGAUGACAGUAUCAUAUGCAGAUUUACUUCUGAUGCCAAGGACAAACCAAUAGGAUCUUCCAUCCUAAUCAGUACCUACUCAAUGUUGGCCCAUUCCACCAAACGUUCUUGGGAGGCAGAAAAAGUCAUGGAGUGGAUGCAGAGUCAGGAAUGGGGAAUCAUGAUUCUGGACGAGGUACAGACAAUUCCAGCUCGCAUGUUUAGGCGUGUUCUGACGAUCGUGAAUGCUCACUGUAAGCUUGGGCUGACUGCUACACUGGUCCGAGAGGAUGAUAAAAUUGCUGACCUGAAUUUCCUGAUUGGACCGAAGCUGUACGAGGCAAAUUGGAUGGAACUACAGAAUAAUGGGUACAUCGCCCGAGUGCAGUGUGCAGAGGUUUGGUGCCCUAUGGCUCCAGAAUUUUACAGAGAGUAUCUCAAUACCAAAUCACAAAAGAAACUGUUGUUGUCAGUCGUGAAUCCAAACAAAUUUCGAGCUUGUCAGUUCCUGAUCAGAUACCACGAGAGACGUAACGACAAAAUCAUAGUGUUCUCGGAUAAUGUGUUUGCCCUGAAAAGUUAUGCCAUUAAGCUGAAUAAGCCAUAUUUGUAUGGACCCACCUCACAAGGGGAGAGAAUGCAGAUUUUACAGAACUUUGUCCAUAAUCCAAAAGUCAACACCAUCUUUGUAUCCAAGGUUGCUGAUACUUCCUUUGACCUCCCAGAAGCCAAUGUGCUAAUUCAGAUCUCGGCCCACGGUGGCUCACGUAGGCAGGAGGCCCAGAGGAUGGGAAGAAUUCUAAGGGCUAAAAAGGGCGCUGUAGCGGAGGAGUACAACGCCUUCUUUUACUCCCUGGUUUCCCAGGAUACAAUGGAGAUGCACUUCUCUCUGAAGAGACAGAGGUUUCUAGUCAACCAGGGCUAUGCCUACAAAGUCAUCACCAAACUCGCCGGCAUGGAGGAAGAAAAUCUGGGUUAUGAUACAAAAGAGGAGCAAGCUCAGCUGUUACAGAAGGUGUGUGCUGCCACGGAACAGGACGCUGAGGAGGAAAGACUGGCCGGAGAGGGGGGAUUCUCACAGGUUAGCAGGAGGGUGGGUAGUAUGAGUUCUAUGUCGGGAGCAGACGACAGCCUUUAUAUGGAAUUCAAGGGCAAGAAACUGGCAGCCUCAAGCGGCCAUGCUCACCCUCUGUUUAAAAGGUUCAGAAAAAUCUGAUUGAAUGCAAUUUAGGACAAAAUGAAAGGGAAGACUGGCACAGCCCUUGUGUGAAGCUAAGAAAAGCAUUACAGGAAAUGGAUUUCUGUUGGAGUUAUGGGAAAGAAAACUGAUGUGUUGUCUGGUCAUGCUUGUGCAUGAACGAUACCUCAUUUCUUAAACGGUUGUGUUUUUGUUAAGGAUAAGUUAGUGUUAGUCUAGAUGUACAUUCAGUGUAUGUACUGAUAUGUACUGAUACUAAAGCAUACUGAUUUUGUAUUCAAGUACAUGUACAAUGAUUGUAUGUUUAACUUUUUUAUGAACUAGACUACAGUACUCGAAGGAGCAGAGCUCUUGUCGUUAAAGGAUCUUCAACAUUUCAUGUUCAUGUACAAAAAAUUUUUUGUUUGCUAGACAUUGUACAUCAUUUUAAUAUGUAGAAUGAUCUGACUCUCUCAGUUAUGUACAUACCAUGAACUUAUCCAGCAUGGAUUGAAAACGAGCAGGAUUUAUUUCUUCUAAGGCAGUUAUAUGCACAAAUGUCAAUCAUAAUAUUUGUACCAAUAUCAGACAAUUGCGCUGUUGAUAUAUCAAAUUGGAAGGUGUUUGUACAUGGAUAAAUUCAAUUUUUUUUGUUUAUUUCUCAUGAAUUAUUGCGAAAUGUUGAUUGUCAAGCAAAAUAAAAUAAUACGUGUACAA